AUGGCUUUUCUUGCCUUUAUGCUUCUUGUUCUACCUAUGUUAGCUAUGUCAAUAGAGAACACAAACAUGAUGAGCAACAACAUAGCAAAGCCUGGCUGCCAAACAAAAUGUGGGAGCUUGACUGUUCCUUAUCCAUUGUAUUGCCAAAUACGUAUUAGAAACGUGUUGGCAAGCAAAUGUUAUGAAGAAAAUGGUGAACUAUCUGCUCAACAACUUGUGUUUCUCAAUACAGGAGUGUCGUUUUUCACGUUAUCUGAGAAUGAUAACAAGUUGAUUCUUAUAGGAUGUGAUGAUUUGGCUAUGGUUUUUGGUUUUUCGUUAUAUGAAGGGAAGAAUUUCAGCACUGGUUGUAUGACAACUUGUUCAAGAGGUCAGGAUGUGAGCAAUAAUGGGACAUGUUCCAGGAUUGGUUGUUGUCAAGCCGCGAUCCCUAAGGGGUUGACGACUUAUUUAGGUUUUGUAAAUAGCCCCGGAAACCACACUAAUGUAUGGUCCUUUAACCCUUGUAGCUACGCGUUCCUUGGCGAUCAUGAAAAGUUCACAUUUAGGGGUACAUCAGACUUCAUGGACCCAAACUUUGUGGACAGAAUAGUGAAUGAUGUUCCUAUUGUGAUUGACUGGGUAAUUGAGACUAAAAAUUGCAGUGUGGUUAGAAACUCAACAACUUAUUCAUGUAUGGAACAUAGUCUAUGUAUUAAUUCUGAAAGUGGACGUGGAGGUUAUCGUUGCAUUUGUGAGGAAGGAUAUGACGGAAAUCCUUAUCUUAGUCCAGGCUGUCAAAGUUUGUGUGACCAUCUCAUCAAAAAGCUUAAACUGUUAGAAAGAGUCAAGCACAUAUCGAUGAAUGUGCAACGAGACCUUGUGAUGGAAUUUGCAAAAACACUCCAGGAGGGUUUGAGUGUUCGUGCCCGAAGGGAUAUUUUGGCGAUGGAAAGAAGGGACGUGGUUGCCAGAAGGAGCAUGAUUUCCCCAUCUUAA
Molecule: messenger RNA, 978 nt
Organism: Solanum verrucosum
Lineage: Eukaryota; Viridiplantae; Streptophyta; Magnoliopsida; Solanales; Solanaceae
Product: wall-associated receptor kinase 2-like
Exons: 3
Coding region: 1-978 (325 amino acids)
Cellular component (GO): membrane
Molecular function (GO): protein serine/threonine kinase activity
Source: RefSeq, a predicted model, not a curated record